AUGCAGACCCUCCCCGAGAGCCGGCCACAGUCGUUUGACGAGAUCUACGGCCCGCCCGAGAAUUUUUUGGAAAUCGAGGUCCGCAACCCCCGCACGCACGGCGUCGGCCGCCACAUGUACACCGACUACGAGAUCGACUGCCGCACCAACAUCCCCGCCUUCAAGGUCCGCCAGAGCGUCGUGCGCCGCCGCUACAGCGACUUUGAGUACUUCCGCGACAUCCUCGAGCGCGAGAGCGCCCGCGUCACCAUCCCGCCGCUGCCCGGCAAGGUCUUUACCAACCGCUUCAGCGACGACGUCAUCGAGGCGCGGCGCGCCGGCCUGGAAAAGUUUCUCAGGAUUGUCGUCGGCCACCCGCUGCUGCAGACGGGCAGCAAGGUCAUGGCGGCCUUUGUCCAGGACCCCAACUGGGACCGGAACGCGUGGUAA
Molecule: messenger RNA, 429 nt
Organism: Sporothrix brasiliensis 5110
Lineage: Eukaryota; Fungi; Ascomycota; Sordariomycetes; Ophiostomatales; Ophiostomataceae
Exons: 2
Coding region: 1-429 (142 amino acids)
Biological process (GO): endocytic recycling; late endosome to Golgi transport
Cellular component (GO): early endosome membrane; retromer complex
Molecular function (GO): phosphatidylinositol-3-phosphate binding
Source: RefSeq, a predicted model, not a curated record